AUGGCGAAGCGCACCAAGAAGGUCGGAAUCACGGGCAAGUACGGCACGCGCUACGGUGCCUCGCUCCGAAAGAUCGUGAAGCGCUACGAGAUCCAGCAGCGUGCCAGGUACAUGUGCACUUUCUGCGGCAAGGAGAAUGUGAAGCGCCUCGCCGGCGGCAUCUGGAAGUGCAAGUCCAAGACCUGCCAGCGGACCAUUGCCGGUGGCUGCUGGACCCUGUCCACGGGCCCCGCCGCCACCGUGCGCGCGACCAUCGCGCGCCUCAAGAAGCAGCAGGGCGGCGGCGUCGAGGAGUGA
Messenger RNA from Symbiodinium natans, 297 nucleotides. The record is from the annotation of a GenBank genome assembly. Lineage: Eukaryota; Dinophyceae; Suessiales; Symbiodiniaceae.